AUGCGACUUCGCGGUGUGUUUCGUGCAGCCAAGCUGCCCAACGGACAACGCGCCAUUGGCACAAAAUGGGGUUUCCGCCAAAAGUAUGGCAUCGACUACACGGAUACAUUUUCGCCCGUGAUCAAGUAUGUGACGCUGCGAACGGUGAUCGCAAUUUCCAGGCAUUUUGGAUGGCCCAUCGACCAGCUUGGUGUGGUGACGGCUUUCCUGUAUGGCAUCAUUAAGGAACAAGUGUUCUAUGUGAUUCCUGAAGGCGUUGGACUUGAUAGUGCGUUCGACUGCCUGGAAUUGGUGAAGUCAAUUUACGGCCUCAAGCAAGCGUCGCGAGUGUGGAAUGAGAUGUUCGACGAGUUUUUGUGCUUCAUUGGAUUUCGAGUAUCGGACUUCGACCCAUGUCUCUACAUCAAGACUUCGGACGGCCAUUGUGUAUUUGUACUGGUCUACGUGGACGACGUCUUGACAGCGGCAAAUGUACAUUUGUUCUUGGGAUCGAGCUUUUUGGACGGUGAAGAUGGCAGUGUGACUCUGUGUCAGCGCCGUUAUGUCGAUGAUAUCCUCAAGCGCUUUGGAAUGGAGGAGUGCAAGGCUGUGGCGAGUCCUGUGGAUGUCAGCUCUCGACUGAUGUCAAGCAACACUGCGAGCAAGAUCGAUGUUCCGUUCGUGAAGCGAAUCUCCAAGAAGAACACUGAGUUGCGGUCAAGCGCAUCUUUCGCUACCUACAAGGCACCAAGAUGCAUGGAAUUUGCUACAAGCCAAGUGCAAGGAUCAACUUUCGUGGCUAUUCGGACGCAGACUGGGCCGGCGACCUUACUGAUCGCAAGUCAAUGUCUGGCUACGUUUAUGCUAUUGGGUGCUCCAGUGAGUUGGGGCAGCAAGAAGCAGCCAACUGUGUCACUGUCUACAAGUCAAGCGGAGUACAUUGCGCUAAGUCUGGCCAUCCAGGAAGGCAAGUGGAAUUACCGCUUACCAUGCGAGAUCAUGGCGGCUGCUAACGAGGACGGACCCGAGCUCACGAUCCGCAAAGACAACCAGUCCUGCAUCAAAAUGACCAAGAAUCCGGUCAACCACGGCCGCGCCAAAUACAUUGAUAUCAAGUACCAUCACAUUUGCGAUGAAGUGAAGCGUGGUGAAGUGAAGCUUGGAUACUGCGAGACGAAGGUGAUGUUGGCAGACAUUAUGACCAAGGGACUUCACGGACCGCGCCACAAGGACUUAACGGCGGCGCUAGGCAUCUGUGCACGUUUGGAUUAA
This is a messenger RNA of Peronospora matthiolae, 1251 nucleotides long. Lineage: Eukaryota; Oomycota; Peronosporomycetes; Peronosporales; Peronosporaceae. The record is from the annotation of a GenBank genome assembly.